This is a messenger RNA of Cotesia congregata, 1584 nucleotides long. The record is from the annotation of a GenBank genome assembly. NCBI's taxonomy places the organism in Eukaryota, Metazoa, Arthropoda, Insecta, Hymenoptera, Braconidae.
AUGGCUGUGUGUGAUACAUCUUUGGUGACAUCGUCGAGCUCCUCGGGUGCAAUUCCAAAAAAAAAUCCACCAUCAAAUACUCCUAAUUACAGCGGGAGUACUGUCGCUGCUAAUGAAAAAUCAAUUACUUGGCAACAAAGACUUUUUGGUAAACAAGUACAACGUUGCAGUGAAAUAAAUACCGAAAAUAAUAAAAAAUUUAGCAGUUGUAUUGAUGUAAGCGCAUUUGUUGAUGAGACCGAAGGUAGCUCAAUGUGUGAAAUAAUAGGUGUUUAUUUCAGUUUUAUAAAUUCAAGUGGCACGUGCGAUGAAUUUACCAAACAAUUGACUGAAUUAUAUACAAAUGUUAACUCUGUUCCCGCUACAAAUGGUGAUCACAAAGAUGAUACCCAAUCAAAUUCAACAACUCUAUUUGGACGGAAAAAAAAAUUUGAAGUUGUACAUAUUGUUUUAUGGAGCAAUGUUACCGAUGUACUUGACUUUGAUCAAAGUUUUAAUAAUCACAUUAACGAUUUGCCAUGGCUUGUUAUACCUAAUCAAGACUACGAGAGAAAGACUAGACUCACCAGAAGAUAUCGGAUAAAGUCGGGAGUUCCAACGCUGAUACUGUUGGAAGGAGCCAGUGGAUCUGUGGUAACACGAGGUGGCGUCGAACGUGUCACUGAAGAUCCCAAUGGCGUAAACUUUCCGUGGAGACCACCUCAUCCCAAAGCCACCCUCGAGGAUGGUCCUUUGCUCGCUUGCGGAGCCAGAGAUACCAAAGAACCCAUGCUACAUGAGGAGCUCAGGCAUUGCAUCAAGGGUGUAUACUUUAGCGCACACUGGUGUCCACCUUGCAGAGCUUUUACACCACAACUAGUUGAUACCUAUCAACGAAUAAGAGAACGGGGUCACCACUUUGAGGUGAUUUUUGUCAGUUCUGAUAGGAGUGAAGAAUCUUAUAACGUACAUAUUGAAUCAAUGCCGUGGUUGAGGAUACCGUUUACACACGAGGAACGAAGAAAAAAAUUGGCAAUAGCACUUGACGUACAAGCUAUUCCUACACUUGUCAUUCUUGAUCCUCGGGACAAUAUCAUCACUCUUGAGGGUCGGGCUGAACUCCUCGAAGAUCCUGAGGGACUGAACUUUCCAUGGACCACCAGACUGGUUAAUAUAUUGACGGAAAAAUAUGCUACUUCUUUACACGAUGCCCCGGCAAUUAUUUUAUUUGUUGCAUCAGAGGGAGAAGAUUGUGAAAUACAAUUUGGUGAAAGUGUUCUUUUACCCGCUGCUGAAACUUACAGGAGAGAUAGACCAGACUACGACCCUAAUUAUGAUGAUCCUGAUGACACUCUACAAUUUUAUAUAGCACUCGAUUGUGAGACAUCCGAUAUUUUACGUGAAUUUGUUGGUCUGGAUGACGCAGUACCGUUGUUAACAGCCAUCGACAUACCAAGAGGAGUCUACGCGGUUAUGGAAGACGGAGCUGAAAUCACUGUUGAUUCCGUCCAGCUAUUUGUUGACGGAUUUAGGAAUAACAAACUACCAAUAAAUAAAAUUGCCGCCUCCCAAAAGUCCGCCAAGAAUGAAAAAAUAUCCUCAUAA